CGCCCACGAGUCUUUAUACGCAUGCUCUUCCGCGCGGGAGGUAGGGAGGGCAGGGUGCUGUCAUGGCUGCUGCUGUAACGCCGGCGCAGACGGACGGACUCACUGAAAAUCAAGAGAUUCAGUCCGCGUCAGGAGCCCUGGUGGAGUUCACCUCAACCCCCGGUGGCCUGGCCCUGGUGAGUCCCUACCACACCCGCCGGUCUGGGGACCCCUUAGACCUCGUGGCGCUCGCACAGCAGGUGCAGAAGGCUGAUGAAUUCAUUCGAGCAAAUGCCACCAACAAACUGACAGUCAUAGCUGAGCAAAUUCACCAUUUGCAAGAACAAGCCAGGAAGGUAUUGGAAGAUGCUCACAGAGAUGCUGACUUGCACCAUGUAGCUUGUAAUAUGGUGAAAAAACCUGGCAACAUUUAUUACCUUUAUAAACGGGAGAGUGGUCAGCAAUACUUUUCCCUUAUUUCUCCAAAGGAAUGGGGAACAAGGUGUCCACAUGACUUCCUUGGUGCCUACAAGCUACAGCAUGACUUGUCCUGGACUCCUUAUGAGGACAUCGAAAAGCGAGAUGCUAGCAUUAGCAUAGUGGACAAGUUGCUAAGCCAGCCAAUGGCUCUGCCUCCAUGCAGUGAACCUAAUUUCCAAGGACUGACUCAUUGAGAGUGGUCUCUGACAAACAGCUCUCAUGGCAAGGAACUGACUGUGACCUCCUUGUUGCCCCCAUUCUCUACCUUGAUGUCAUGAGAAUUGAGGGGAUGUAGGUGAGUCAUGAACUUCUUGGAAAGACACCCUGUGUGAAUGGUCAAUGCUGUCAUUAUUCUCUCUUUUAGUUGGGAUAGUAAUGAACCACAGUGCUCUGUUUUGGGGUCCUCUCUGGGCCACAGCUACCCAACCAGUCAGUUUUACAGUAUUGGCCUCUGUACUUUCCUUUUCCUUCAGCUCCAUCUGUUCUCUCCAUAAAUUAAAGCAUUGGCACAAGAAGAGUUUCUUCUUCCCACAAAAAAUAUGUGUCAUUUCCAGACAGAACUGUUUUCUUUUGUUUUGAAGCUAGAGACUUUAAGAUUAGGAUUGAGACUAUUUGACAUUUGCCUUUAUUUAAAGUGAUGCAACCCCAGCUUCAAAUUCAUCUGGGAACAAGAAUGCUGGGUAUUGGAGGAUGACAAACAACUUGGUUUGGCUAGCCUAAAGAGUUUCCCUUGAUGGAGAAUCUGAGGCAGUAGCAAAGGCCAGGAUUUGGGGGUCAGCCUCUAAAAUCACAGAAUUUUAGAAUUGGAAGAGAUGUUAGAGACUGCCACUAACCAUUGUAUGAAGCCUUCUGCAGCAGAAGAAACCCACUUAAAAUGGCAACUUUAAAAGAUUAUGGGACAGUGAAUAGGGCAUGGAGUGAGGAAAAAGAAAAACAGCUGACCUGUUGAUUAUGAGUAGCUAAUUAAAACUUAUUUUUGUCUGAGUUGUUCAGGAACUUAACAGGGUUUUUUGUUUUGUUUUGUUUUUUUCUUUUCUUUCUUUUUUUUGGCUGAGUUACCCUAGUUCUGAUUCUUACUGGGCUUUUAUGGGACUGUAUCUCAUUUCCUGUUUGUUCAACAGGAAUUAACUAAAUUUAUACCAUAUCCAAUAUGGCUGUAUUUCCUUCAGUGCCAUGUCGUCUAUCACAAUAUGCUGUAGAUGGACCAAAACCAUAAUCACCCAAAUUCCUUUCUGGGCAUCAGUGUCCCUCAUGCUGAUCUGCUUGAUAAUACUCUGAUUCCAUCGUAAUGUUCAUGGCCUUUCCUUGUAAGCUGCCCUCGUCAGGGACGAUAAAUGGUCUGCUAAGGCCUAGCACAGGAUAGAGCUGACACUGACAAGGUUUAAAAAGAAAAAAAAGAUGUCCACAUUGGUGGUACCCAGUCACUCAGUUCAGAGAGGAUGUUCUGUGGAGGUAGCUGCAAGAGCUGCUCCCUGGGAUGCUGCAGAGCAGUGGAGAAUAGACAUUAGUGGUACAGAGGUUGAUUCGGACUAUAGAAAGUCUCCCAGAUGUUCAGAAGAUUCCGACCUGCAUGGUUAUGGCACAUUUUAAGUAGAUGUUUAUAUGAGGUAUCUAUUGCUGCGUAACAGAUCACCAGAAACUUAAUGGCUUAGAACAACACAUUUAACUUUUUCAUAGUUUCUGUGGGUUUGGAGUCCAGGCACAGUUUAGCUGGGUCCUCUGCUUCAGGGUUUCUCACAAGGCUGCUAUCAGGUUGUUGGCCAGGGCUGGGGUCUCAUCUGAAGACUCAAGUAGGGAAAGAGCCAUUUCCCAAGUUUAUGUCAUUGAGAAUUUUAGUUUCUCAAGGGUUAUUGGACUGAAGGGUUCUGUGUACUGACUGUUAGAGGCUGCUCUUAGUUCCAUGCUACAUGGGCCACCCCAACAUCGCAAUUACUUUAUCAAAACCAGCAAGGGAGAGAAUCUGCAUACAAGACAGAAGUCACAAUCUUAGGUAGUCUAAUUAUGGAAGUGACAUCCCCAUCACCUUUGCUGUAUUCUGUUGGUUAGAAGAUAGUCACUAGGACAGUCCUACACUCAAGGGAGGGUAUUUCACAGGAGUAUGAAUACCAAGAGGCAGGGAUCAUUGAAUCAUGGAACAGAUCUUAGGAUCCGUCUGCCGCAGUGCUCAAGUCAAAGGGAUGAAAGGAGGUCCUAGAUAAAAGGGGCAGUAAUACAAAGUGGCUGGGCAUGUCGGUGUUGAAGUUCCAGAUCUGGACUUGGCUCUCAGCUCUGACAAAACAUCCCAGCUGGUGUCCCUGCUUCCCCCUUUAUCCCCUCUCCAAUCCCUUUGGCAUAGUGUCAUCAGUUUGAUCUUUUGAAAAUGCGAAUCCCGCUCACUCUUGACAUAUCCAAACUACUGGAGAAGGAAAGAACAGUGGUGAUUCAAAGAAAACUUCCUACUGUUAAUAGGGUGUGCUACCUACACGAACCACCAGGUAGUGCCAUUGUUCUUUCCUGAUAAAGCAAAUUACCAAAUUAGGGAAGGUUAGUGGCAGUGUGAGGUGAUUUUGAAGGUAGCAUCUCAAAAUGGGGAACUAGGACCCAGUGAGUAUAUGUCGUAACCAUUUUUCAUCCACCUAUCAUCUAUUCAUCCAACCAAUUAAUAAUUUCAUGUGUUAAGUGUCUUCUAGGUCCCAGCUUCUGUAGAUUACACACCUGAAUAAGCAGGCCCUCUUUCCAAGGAGCUCACAGUCUCUUGAGGGAGAAAGCGAGUGAAAAAUUACAACAUGGUAUAAGAAGGGCUGUGAUAGAGGUAUGCAUGGAGGAUUAUGGAGCACUGGGGAGUGGAACCCAACUCAGCUUGGAGGAUUUGGGAAGACUCAGAGAUGAUACCAUCUCAUAUCUCUGAAUCCUGGAUGCUUCUAACAGUCAAUGGCAUGUCACAGUUUAAUUGGCAGUUUAUUUUUCUUAGAUACUUAAAAUAACGGUGUGUUCUACAAUGAGUGGUAUCUUAGAUUUGAGGAAAUAUGGCAUUUUGAAAGUAUAUCUUAUCUUGUUAACUUAUGUGGGGGUGGGGAUGAGUAAGAGGAAAGAAUCUUAGAUAAUGCUUGACUUUCUGAGUUGAGGACUGUGUGGAUGGUAGAGAACCACUCAACAAAAUACAAAAGAAGAAGACAUCCCAAGGUCACUGGGUAACAGCAAUUGUAGCUCCUUUUCUCCACCCUAAAUGGAGGGAAGGAGAACUUGCUAUUGUCAAUCUGUCUAGAAACAUUGAGAUUAUUAGUGUUGUGGUUACAAAGAUGAAAAAUACUGUUUAUUGAGUUUUUAUUCUGCCAAACAUAUCCAUAAUCUCAUUUAAUCUUCAAAUAACCCACUAUCUAUGAGGUAUGUAUUACUCCUAUUUUACAAAGUAGGAACUUAUGCUCAGACAGAUUAAGCAGCUGGUCCAUGUUUAUAUAGAUGGAAAGUGGUAGAAGUAGGAUUCAAACCCAGACCCAUUUGAUUCAAGUCUGAUCAUAACCAUAACCCUUCUGUGAUCAAUUAAGAUAUCCUAGAGGAUCCUAAUCUAGAAGAGACAUUGAAAUACAAAAGUGGUAGAGUAUGAUGUAUAUAUGGGAUAGGAGUAGUUAACAUUUGAGCAUUUACCAGUGCCAUCUCUGCUAAGCAUGCAGAGAUUUAGGAAAAUUUUACUCUGUGCUAUGUAUUUUCUUAUCAACUUCUCACAGUUAAAAUGUAAAUCAAAGCCCAGAGGAUUUAGGUAACUUACAAAGUUCACACAAUUCACAAGCGGUUGAGCCCACAACUCUGGCACUAAAGCUGGUAGGCAUAAUCCCUGUGCACAAGAUAUGGUUCAUUCUUUCCCUUAAUAAGCUGGAGCUUGGAGGAAGGAGCUACUAAAUGCCUGGAGAAGUUAAAGUAGAAUUCUGUAGUUUAAAGCAGCAUUUGAGUAAGUGAGCCAGUCCCUACUUGAAAGCUUUUUCAUUUUUCUGGAAUAUAUUAUUAUCUUCUGCUUUUCUCCUACUUUGUCUCCUGACUUCUCUUCCUGACACCAACAUUUUGCACUGAGGUCAAGUCCUUGGUCUUCUCUUCUUUCUUCUUUCUCUCUGCUAAAAGAAGUAAUCCAUAUCUGUGGUUUUAUACACCAUCCACAUGAUUCUGACUCUGAUAUGCACAUCUCUAGCCCCAGUCUCUCCCAUUUUCAUGCAGACUUGUUUAUCCAGUGCCUUACUUGACAUCUCCACUUGGCUUACAAUAAUUAUAAACUUAACAUGUCCAAAACUAAACCCUUGAGUUCUCUCCAAAAACCUGUUUCAUUACAAGUCCUCUAUUUUCAUCAGCACCUAUUUCACCUUGUUUCUGAGGCCAAAAACCUAAGUUGUCCUUGGUUCCAUUUGUUUUUCACACACCAAUCAGCGAGUCUUCUCAACUCUGCCUUCAAAAUUCAUCUCAAAUCCGACUGCUCCUCACUACCUCCACCCCUACCACCUUAGUCCAAAAUACUAACAUCUCUGGCUCAGACUAAUGCCAAAAGAGCCUCCUAACUGGCUUCCCUGCUUCCACUCUUACCCUCCUUCAAUCUGUCUCCAUAAAGACUGUCAAAAUAAUCUUUUAAAAAUACAAGUUGAAUCACAACACUAUUUUAAAACGUUCCAAGUAUUUCUCAUUACACCUAGAAAUAGAAACUUCUUGCCAAGGUUCUACCAUUCCCUUUACUCACCAUGCCCUGCUACAUUGGCCUUGUUGUUUUUCUAACACACCAAGCAUGUUCCUGUUUCAGGGCCUUUAUAUUCGCUAUUAUAUCUGCCCGGAAUAUUUCCCCCAAGAUCUUUGCAUGGUUUGAGGCCUCUCAUCAUAUAGGCUCCUGCUCAAAUAUUACUUCCCUGAUCACUCUAUGAAAAAUACUAACUCCUCUCACAUCAGAGUAACUUCUGAUCCUGUUGUGUUUUGGACCCCAAGCCCUCCAUGAUCACCUCCAUACCCGUAUCCUGCCAUUCUCCUGGAAGACCUCAUACCCCAGCAGCAGGGGUCGACUACCUCUAACUGAUGCAGAUCCUGGUCUUUACUAAAACUUAAACCUGGAUCCCAAAUCUGUUUGAGGAGUAACAGAAUAUCACAGAUCCAUGAACUCAUUCCAUCUUAAUGGAAUUUUUCUUCCAAUCUAUUAACAGAAAAUAUUCUAUCAUUUAUUUAGGUUUUCAUUAAUUCUUUUAGCAAUGUUUUUUUUUUUAUUUAAUUUUCUGUGUACAAGCACUUUAUAUCUUGGUUAGAUUUAUUCCUAGAUUUUUGAUUAUUUUAGUUGCUCUUGUGAAUGAAAUUUUUUCCUUGAUUACUUCUGAUUAUUCCAAGUUUGUAUAUAGAAACAGUAAAAAUUUUUAGCUGUUGAUCUUGUACCCCACCACUUUGCUGAAUUCAUGUAUUAGGUCAAGUGCCUUUCUAUAUAUAGGGUCAUGUCAUCUGCAAAUAGUGAAUGUUUUACUUUUCCUUUCCAAUUUGCAGGAUUUUUAUUUGUUUUUCUUGCCUAGAUGCUCUGACUAGAACUUCUAGAACAAUGUUGAACAACAGUGGAGACAGUAGACAUCUUCGUCUUGUUCCAGAUUUUAGAGGAAAGCUUCAUUCUUUGACUACUAAGUAUGAUGUUAGGUUGGGUUUGUCACUUAUGCUCUUUAUCAUGUUGAGGGAGUUUCCUUCUAUUCUUACUUCCUAAGUAUUUUUAUCAAGAAAGAAUGCUAUGUUUUGUCCAAAGCAUUUUCUGCAUCCAUUGAGAGGAUCAUGUUGUCUUUUCCCUUCUUUUUGAUAAUGUUGUGUAUUAUACUCUUUGAUUUUCUAGUGUUAAACCAUCUUGCAUUGCCUGGGAUAAAAUUCACUUAACUCUUGUUUUUCUUUCAUUCACUGUUGGAUUCAAUUUGCAAGUAUUUUUGUUUAGGAUCUUUGCACCUAUAUUCAUAAGAGAAAUUGGUGUGUAAUUUUAUUUUCUUGUAGUAUCUUCAUGUGGCUUUGGCAUUAGGGUAAUUUUGGUCUCAUACAAUGAAUUAGGUAGUGUCACCUUCUCUUCAGUUUUUUGGAAGGGUUUGAACAUGAUUGGUAUUAAUUUUUCUUGGAAUGAAUGGUAUAAUUCACCUGUGCAGACAUCUGAUUCUGAGCUAUAUUCUUAGUUGGGAGAUUUUUGAAGACUUAUUAAAGCUCUUUGCUUGGAAUUGUUCUGUUGAGAUGUUCUAUUUGUUGUAUAGUCAGUGUAGGUUGUUUGUGUUACCAGUAAUUUGUCCAUUUCAUCUAGUUUGUCCAAUUUAUCAGCAGAUCUAUUUUCAUAGAUUCUGUUUUGAUAAGAGAUUCUUUUGAUCCUUUUUUUUCCUAUGGAGUCAGUAAUAUGCAUAAAGACUGUAUGACAAGUUCAAGGAUUAUGAUAUAUGCAACUUACUAUCAUUUUUUUGAAAAUAGGUAUAUAUAUAUAUAAUUAGAUAUAUAGAUAGGUAAAGGAUGGAUAGAUAGACACACAUAUAGACAGAAUUAUACAAAUGGCAAAAUAUUAAAGGUAGACAAAUAGGGUAUGUGGGUAUGGGGUAUACUGGGGUUCUUUGUAUUAUGUAACUGUCCUUAACUUUAAAGUUAUU
Messenger RNA from Choloepus didactylus (southern two-toed sloth), 7046 nucleotides. RefSeq names its product chromosome 2 C1orf50 homolog (gene C2H1orf50). The transcript is spliced from 5 exons. NCBI's taxonomy places the organism in Eukaryota, Metazoa, Chordata, Mammalia, Pilosa, Megalonychidae. The record is from RefSeq and is a predicted model, not a curated record. Bases 63 to 653 code for a protein of 196 amino acids.